GAAGUUGUUUUCUUCUUCUCCGGGGUUUAAAUUAGAUUAAUUUGUGAGUAAGAGAUAAAAAAAAAAAAAAAAAAAGAAAAAGGAAAAAAGAUGAAGGUGUUGUGGCUGAUCUUACUAUCGUAUGCUCUGUGUCACCGUGUGUUGGCCGAUCAGAUCUUCUCUGGUCACGUAGGCACAUUUGGUCACAGCUUUCGCGAACCAAAGUACAAGAUUGAAUUCCAUCCAGAAGAUUCACCUUUUCACCCUGAUGAUGACCAGGAGUCCGUGAUUAUGCCUGAUAAAAAUGGAGAGAAUUUUUUAUGCUUUUUGCCUAAGGUUGAGAAAGCUAAGAGUGGAAAGCCAGUUACUCAGCACAAUAUAAGCAGCAUGGUUGUGGAAACUGAGAAGCGAAUUAAAAUGAAGACACCAGAUGAGCUGCUUGAAGUACUGAAGGACCGAUGCCUUAUAAGACAAGAAGGUUGGUGGUCAUAUGAAUUUUGCUAUCAGAAGAAGUUAGUUCAGGUUCAUGUGGAGGAUGAAAAGGUGGUUCAGGAGUUUGUCUUAGGUCAGUAUGAUGCAGAGGCUACAGCUGCUUUCAACCAGAAUAUAUCUGAAAUUUCUACACUGGAAGAUCCUCGCUCAAAGGAUGCAUCUCAAAGGUAUCAUGCUCAUCAGUAUACCAAUGGAACCAUAUGUGAUCUUACAAAUGAGCCACGACAGACAGAGGUGAGAUUUGUAUGCUCUGAGCCCAGAACUAUGAUUAGUUCUAUUACAGAGCUGUCCACUUGCAAAUAUGCGCUUACGGUUCAAUGCCCAAUGCUUUGCAACCACCCAUUGUUCCAAGAAGAGAGACCAGUGUGGCACACCAUUAACUGUAAUGUGCUUCCCAAAGAUUAUAAGCAAACAAAAGUGGAGGAAGAAUCCAAAGAACAGAAGAUCAUAUUAGUCACGGACAAUGAAGGUCCAUCUAUUUAUGAUUCGGAAGAGUGACAUAUAACUGUUAAGUAGAGAGUUUGUCAAUAUGAAUUAAACAAGAGUGACAUAUAACUGUUUAUCUAUUUCAUUUGCCCACCAAUGCAAUAGAUAGAUAAUCCUUUUUUUUUUU
Molecule: messenger RNA, 1084 nt
Organism: Corylus avellana
Lineage: Eukaryota; Viridiplantae; Streptophyta; Magnoliopsida; Fagales; Betulaceae
Gene: OS9
Product: ER lectin-like protein
Biological process (GO): ERAD pathway; endoplasmic reticulum unfolded protein response; retrograde protein transport, ER to cytosol
Cellular component (GO): endoplasmic reticulum lumen
Source: RefSeq, a predicted model, not a curated record